This is a messenger RNA of Symphalangus syndactylus (siamang), 1396 nucleotides long. Its product is annotated as calcineurin-binding protein cabin-1-like. Lineage: Eukaryota; Metazoa; Chordata; Mammalia; Primates; Hylobatidae. Gene Ontology annotation, molecular function: nucleosome binding. Gene Ontology annotation, cellular component: nucleus. The record is from RefSeq and is a predicted model, not a curated record. Gene Ontology annotation, biological process: chromatin organization.
AUGGUGGCGCUGCGGCCUGGUGCCCCCGCCGCCGCCGCUGCCGCCACCACCGGCGUCCCCCGCCGAAAUAGGGAUGAUCCCAUCCCACAAACUCUAGAAAGGGGUAAGCACGAGGAGCAAGCUGGCCCCAGCAGGGUCCAGGCCCCACCAGGCACGCUGCAACUGGCUGCUGCAGGGGAUGGCAGGUUCUGCCUGCAGAAGCGUUUACCGACCGGAGAGUGUCCAGGCCUGGAGCCACAGCUGGGAGCGUUGCCCAGUGGCACAGGAUUUUGGCCUGGCCACCUGCUUCCCACAGAUAACUCAAGUCGUGGGGGAGCUGCAGACAGCCCUUUUCUGCAAACUGGACCCCCAGAGGGAGAUGAGCUGGCAAGAGUGGCAGAGGGCACUGGCUUCCCGCCCCAGGAGCCACGGCGCAGUCCGCAGGUGAAGACGGGCCCCACAAUUUCCCCGGCAGAGCCACACUGCUGGCCGGCAGAGGCUGCCCUGGGCACAGGCGCCGAGCCCACCUGCAGCCAGGAGGGGAAACUGAGGCCUGAGCCAAGAAGGGAUGAGGAGGCUCAGGAGGCUGCGAGUGAGACUCUGCCCUUGAGCUCUCCCCCAACAGCCGCCAGCUCCAAGGCCCCCAGCAGCGGGAGUGUACAGCCACCAGAGGGUCACCCAGGCAAGGCUGAGCCCAGCCAGGCUAAGUUCCGCCCCCUGCCCAACAUGCCAAAGCUGGUUAUCCCCUCCGCCGCCACCAAGUUCCCCCCUGAGAUGACCGUCACGCCACCCACCCCAACCCUGCUCUCCCCCGAAGGCAGCAUCGCGGAGGAGACCAAGCAGAAGCUGAAGUCAGCCAUCCUUUCUGCCCAGUCUGCUGCCAACGUGAGGAAGGAGAGCCUAUGCCAGCCGGCCCUGGAGGUCCUGGAGACAUCCAGCCAGGAGUCCUCGCUGGAGAGCGAGACAGACGAGGACGACGACUACAUGGACAUUUGAGGGGCCACUGCAACCACACUGCCACGCCCCAGGGGACCAGCCAGGCCUGGAAUGCCCCCUAUGCCUGGACCAGAGGACCACAUGGAUGCCACUCCCCACACAGCUCCCAGGCCUGCCCAGCCCACCUCCUCAUGGCAUCCUCCCUGUACCCAGGUCAGGCUGUCCACACCGCAUGGGAGCCCAGAGGAGGAGGGGCCCGCCUUAGCCAUGUGAAGGUGGAUUGGUCGCCAUCUGCACACCAGGCGGCAUCCUUUUCUAUGAAAUGUUGACUUUGUAACUCUGCCCACACCCAGCUGGCCAUGUCCACCCCUCAACGCCGGGAUGAGCCGGCUCUGCCUGUGUCACAGUGCAGGGGGUCUUUAGGGCCAGGCUCACCCCUCACCCGUUUUUUGGUUGCUUUUCUAAUAAAGAUGGAACAGUU